GAGAGUGCUUGUACGAGUAUACCGGAUACUUCGAUCUAGACACGAUGAGUCUGUCGGUAGGCACCAACACCAACACGGACAGCCAUCCGCUGAGCAGUGGCCCUGCGUUGCCGAAGAACUACACAGCGAACGAGCGGAAGGAUCCGGUUUUCGCAAUGACAACAAGGACCAAGAGACGCUGGUUCGUUGUGUCGGUAGUGUCGAUAUUAGUUUGCUACCAGGCAAAGACAGGGUCUCAAUUCAAAACAUCAAUUGCGACCACGACCGCGGUUGCGAGAGAAAUUACCUUCUCGGAAAACAAUCAACACGACGGGUUGUUCUUGGAUGCCCAUAGCACACCACAGCAGCAGCAGCAGCAGCAGGAGGAGGCACACCACCACCAACACCACCAACACGCUGGUUCGCUUCUCGUCGAUGAAACCAGCAAAAAUAAUGGUAUCGUCGAAGCGACGAACGAAACAGUCGGUGCCCACGAAAAAAAUCGUACCAACGGAUCCGGACGCAUCGAGAACUCUUUCGCCAUUGAUAACGAGAAUGGGGCUAGUCUCAAACAAAGUAUCGGCAGCAAUAGAUCAUCGGGCACAAUUGCUACUAUUGAUGACAUUCUAAAGAGCAAUGAAACCAAUUCAAGUAGUACGCGCCCGACAACACCGGCAACACCGGCGGGAGCAGCAGCAGUAGCAGUAGCAGCAUUACCAACAUCACCUGUACCAGCAGCAGAAGUAGAAGCAGAAGCAGCAGCACCACCAUCAAUAACAAGAACCAAAUCGAUCUCAACGAUAAACGACAGUCUCUCUUACAACGAUACCAACGAAGAGGGCAGGGUUUCGAAUCUCACAGCAAUGGCGAUGUUCGCCGAGGCAAGAGCAGUUCUGGAGGAGCUACAGCUUCGUACGGAGGGGAACCAUGAUACCAACUCCCACGAGUGUCCGCCGCCCCUAAAAUACUAUAAGAACCGGAUAGUUUGGCCCUCAAUUACUGGUCCUGCUAACUUUACCAAUAGAAGCAUGAUGAAUGAUACUGGUUUUGAAAUAUCGGGAACGCGGAUGAUUCCCAAGAUUCUUCACGUGUCGAUGAGAUCCAGGUGCCUGCCACAGGACAUCGACAUGUACGUGAAGCGAUGGGAAGCCCAGCUACCCGGGCACUCCAUAAUCUUUCAUGACGACCAAGCGGUUCAUGAUCUGAUUCACGACGUGGAUUUGUGGUCUGAUGACUUUCCCUGGUUGGAGUCUGCCAUGAAGUGCGUCUUGUCCACGGGAGCAAUGACGAUCGAUGUCUGGAGGAUACUGAUCCUGGUGAGUGACUUUGAGGUAGUGCCAGGGAGUCAAAACUUUGCUAGGUUUCGACCAUAGGUAGCUUAUUUUUCCAUUAUAUUUUCCUCUCGUUUUCUCUUUUUUCCUCUUCGAUGAUGUUGGGCUUCUCAACACUCUUUUAAAUACAACACAAUAUUGUGGUUCAUAUCAAAGUACAAAUACGGGGGCAUCUAUACCGAUAUAGACAAUUGGCCCGAAGAUCGCUUCAAUGAAAGCACCAUACCCGGAGAUGUGUCUGGCUUUUUUUACAGCGAUGAUUGGAACCGACCGAGCCAGUGGUUCAUGGCCUUCGAGCCGAACCAUCCUCUGAUGUACCUGACGGUGGAAGAAAUAAUUCGGAAUCUUCUGAAACUCGAGAAGAUCCAGCAUCCCAAGGUAGUCUUCGUGACAGGCCCACACGCCGUCCGACAGGCCUACGUCAAGUUCGCGAUGCACGCGAACAGCAACAUCACCCUCGACGACUACCGCAACGAGAAGCGGAAAAGCAGGAUCAAUGGGGUACCACCCAUCGAUUUCAGUCAUAACAUCACAGAAGACAUAUUCAAGUCGCGGAGGACGCACCGAGGAAUGGCCGGAAAAGUCGUGCAAAAGGAGAAAUAUCCAAAAGGCAUACUCAAGCCAAAGAAAUUUUACAGCGAUAAGGUAGAACACAAUGGGACUAUCGUAAAACGCAAGGAGCGAAUCCAACUCGAAUCGGGAGUUCUGUAUUGGAAGAAGGGAAAAUAUGGGAACAAACACGAUAAAGAAUUAUGCCAGAGCGAACAAAGCAAAUGGCGAACAUUUCGAAACGAAACCAGCAAGUAAGGGAAAUUACCGAGGCUUUUGUCGAGUGCGCUGAGUACUUAUUCCUUGGUGAAAGUAUUCUUUGUGCUGCCAGUUAGGCUGCUUCCAAUGGAUCGGGAAAGGGAAACAAACAAUACUAAGUGUAUACUACAUUGAAGCAAGAAGUGCCACAUACUUGGCAUAAAAGAUCUAUGUUACUAAAGAAUGAUUCAAUAAUGUGCUUACUAUGAUCCACUUCGAAAGUUCGUAUUCCGGAAGUUUGUCUAGCGUAUGGACAAAGCGCUUCGAUAUCCAUGACUAGAAUAACUUCCUGUUCGAUUUCUUUCUAAGAUAGAGAUCAUCGACGAAAGCAGCCCUAUUCACUGAUACUGACCGAAAGUGAUGAGAGUUAUUCAUUCUUUCGGGAAACAUGGACCAAGAUGACUAAUUCGCAAGAUAAAAAUCUACUUAGCGUAACGUAUCUCACACUAAUAUGCAGCAGAUAUUUGAGAACAAAUAAGUGAAGAACUAUUGAAACCACUGCAUGACGAAUAAAAAUGUUGACCUUCAGAUCCAUUGCUUUUCGCACGAUACCUCUACUUCUGCAGAGAGACGCACUCUAAACGAUUCCUUUCUGCCUAUCCCUAUGUUUCUCUGAAGCAGGAACUAGGGCAUGGGUGUCGACUUCUCCUUUUGGGUUUGCGGAGUUUUUGCUGUGAUGGUGGCCAGGACUCCAUCCGAAGCAUUCGGAAUGACAGCCUCCCUAGUGCUCCACUCAACCGAGAAAUAAUUUGGAUCUUCGGGAUUCUUCUUGUCCCUCGAAAAGUCGUAGUUCUCAGGUAGCAUGGCCAGCUUGGGAAAGUCAAUCUUUCGCGCCAUUGUGGCUAAAAAGACCUUCAUUUCCAGCUGGGCGAGGUUCUUCCCAAGGCAGUAUCGAGGACCAAACCCAUACGGAACGUACCACUCCGAGCUGGGUUUUUCCAAUGCAGCUUCAUUGCUGUCAUCACCAUCCGCACUACUGCCAUCCAACCAUCUCUCGGGACGAAAGCCCUGAAUAGCAUCCAAGUGCAUCGCGUCAGGGAGUUUCGUGGCCGGAUCUUCCUCGUGGGUAAGCAUCAUAGAGGGAUCAAGGAGCCAACCCUUGGGAAUGACUGUCUUUCCAUCUCCAUCGACGUCAAUGUCUUUGAGGGCAAUGCGUGGGAUUCCGCCGACAACUGUUCUCAUACGUAGGGUUUCCUUCAGAACUGCGUCCAGAAAAGGUGCAUUGGUCGAAUCUAGACUUGACAAGGUGAGAUCAUCUCCUUCUCGAGCUCGGAUAUGCUCCUGUUCCUGUACCAGCUUGCUCCAGACAGAUGGGUGGAGUCCAAGGAAGAGCAUUGCAUUAGUCAGUGUGCUAGCAGACGUUUCCGAUCCGGCAAAAAUCAAAAUGAGUGCAUUGUCGAUGAGUUCUUGGCGACUCAGCUUCUUUCCAAUCCCCUCUUUACUACCAUUUUCGCUCUCGUCAUCGGUUGCAAAAACCAUUCCGGAGAGAGUUGACUUGUUAUCCGGCCCUUGCUCUAACAACUCAUCAAUCCGUUGCUCGAUUUUCGAUGAUACAUACUGUUUUGCCUUAUAACCUGGAGAGGAUUCCACUCCGACGCGAAAUAGAAUCCGCAACGACAUAAUGCCCUCGAUCCAGGUGGCCACUUGCUGUUCAAAAUAGGGAAUUUCUUCCUCUGGAAGCUCCAAGCCUAAAAUCUGCCGCCAGGCCACAUCGAGCGUGUAGUCGGUGCAGAUUUGUUGGAUCCUGACCUCCCCAUCAUUGGCCAUAGCAUCAUUCAUUUUUGAGACCUGUUCCUCGGCUGCUAACUGUAGGUUUGAUGCGCUUUGAGAAACAGCCGCCGGGGUCAUCGCCGCUCCAACGAGACGCCUCAAGUAGGAAUGGCGCUUUUUCUCGCGUUCGAACAAUAACGACUUCAUUGGCAUGAGUCCUCCGUCCAACAAAUCGACGCCGCUGCUGGUGAGGGAACCGUCAAACUCCAUCGAUAAUAUCUUUUGGUAAGUCUUGCCUCCUCCAAAUACAGCGAAAUUCUUUCCCAUAAAGUAGUAUUUCCAAACUUUUGGAACCUUUCCGAGGGAUGCACCUAGUUUCUUCGAAAUCCUUCGGUAAAAGCUUCCCGCUCCAUAAGACGCCUCAUUGCCUAUCAUAAAUGGGGAUCCGAUGAAGGGGCAGCCCAGUGGGCCGGGUAAGAGCUCGCUGCUUUCGCUGCUUGGAUAGGUCAGUCCCGGCCAGAAGACGCGGUGGCGGAGUCUCGAUGAAGCUGCCAAAAAUCCUGCCAAAAACAGGCCUGCCACUCGCAGGAUUUUGGAAGGCGUCGAAACUGCUGGAGAGAGAAAGAAAUGGCUAAUUCCUUUCAGUGCCGCCGCGGCAGGGAAUGCCCUAAGCGAGGUAUUGCUGCUCGUCGUUGGUCUCGUCACAACUCGUGUUGGAUUUUGACCAUCCGCCACCGCCGUCUUCGGUCCACGGAUUCGGUGACGUUGCAGUCGUGGUUGGUCAAGUUGGAACCCUCCUACUGCCAGAAGCAAUCCGGCGCAAAGGAAGACAACGAGAGCCGUAGUGCUACGAGAUCUCUUGAUAAUUCUUGUCAUUUUAAAUUUGAU
Pseudo-nitzschia multistriata is the source of this 4715-nucleotide messenger RNA. The record is from the annotation of a GenBank genome assembly. Lineage: Eukaryota; Bacillariophyta; Bacillariophyceae; Bacillariales; Bacillariaceae.